Molecule: messenger RNA, 1911 nt
Organism: Fimicolochytrium jonesii
Lineage: Eukaryota; Fungi; Chytridiomycota; Chytridiomycetes; Spizellomycetales; Powellomycetaceae
Exons: 10
Coding region: 1-1911 (636 amino acids)
Source: RefSeq, a predicted model, not a curated record
AUGACCAGCGGAAGCACGGACAAGGUUUUCAAGCAUCGAAAGAAGCUUGGUCUCAAGUUUGAUGGAUCAAUCAGCACAAACGGGUAUUCCGUUACCAUCCACUUCAAGAAGCCAGGGCUCAAGUAUGGCUAUCGGGCGCGGAAGCGCAGCAAGGCUGAAAUGCGGGAAGAAGUCGAGCAGCUGUAUUUUGAGCACCACAUCGCCGAACUAAGGGAGGCUCCAAACAUCGUCAGCAUUGAUCUAAACAAGCGUGACCUCUUGUUCUGUCGGCCUUUGGCCAAGGGCGUACGACGAGUACAUCAAUGGCCGGAUCAACCGUCGGAGAGUCUUCCGGGAGCCCGAUUCGAAAGAGUACUGUCGGCGCAGAAGUUCCUGGCGGGUCGGGCAUCGGCGGGUCAGCACCCACACCUGGUGCUCAGCAAUCUCCUCCUUCCGUCCACGGUCGAGGCGCUGUAUCGAUGUCGGCACUCCACGCGAGGAGACAUUUGGAUGAUCUCUGACGGUGCACACACGGUUGAAUUCCUACUUGACUGCGUGUGCACCGCCAGUGAGGAUCGCAUCAAUAGGAUCGCGUGCGGAUUGUCUGGCUAUUCACCUAAAAGCAGCUCGGGCAGAACAACAAGUGCAGAAGACAGUGGUCGUAUCACAGCGACGCUGACCCGUUGCAACGAAGAUGUCACGCAGGACCUGAACGACGACGAAGGCUUCAAUCUGACCUCGGAAGCCUCCGAGUGGGCGAAAGACUUGGGCUAUGCAAAGGCAGGAUCCUACAGGCACCUUGAGACCGGGCUGGCGCGCUUUUCCACCACAGUACGGCACUACGGCGCCGGCACCGGCUUUACUCGGGACCUGAUGAGAGGGUGCCAUUUUGUCAUGGUCGAAGCCUACAUCCUCACCGGGAAAAGAACUGGCAUUUGGAGGCAGGCAGAUCUGCAGUUACUUUUAGAUGAGAAAGAUUGGGAGGACAUUGGAAACCUGGGAAGGGCGCCCGCCGAUGCUCAUAUCUCUUUCGACCGAAACCAUGGCAACGACUCUGUCGAUUCAUACCAAGCAGGGACUUCCGCUGGAAAACCUGGAUGCGUCAGGGACCAUGAAAACACUCGGCCUCGAAUGAACAAGCAUUCCUAUCCUACCAUAACUGGUGGCCCCUGCAUUGGUGGCAGUAUCGACGUCGAGGUCCUGGACACACGAACGCGCCAUCAGCUAGAUGAGGACAACGAGCCAAAUAACGAAGCCAUGGUCACAAUACCCGGUCAGUUCGCCAACUCUUCGCAUAAGCGAGAGCCCCAAUCCCAUCCCAGGCCCAAGCAGCGGUCGUGCGCGAAUCGAUAUUACGAAGUGGGGGCUUCCCUCAAGCGGAUGGCGGAACAGUAUCAGUACCGAGACAAAUUCGUCCAUGCAAAUGACCUGCAACAGCGCGCUGCGCCCACCGCAACAGCGGCGCGCGUGCUGGAGGAACGGGUUGCCUUCUUCUUUGCGGGUGCUGGCGUUCGGGGGGUGGGGCUGCCUUGCACCUCCCCUCAGCGUGACCCGCCCGGAUUGUGCGUAGCUGUACCGCAAUGGGCACCAUCCAAGCCCUUGUAUCAGCGUACGACCUCUGCACCUCCACGCUUCCAGUCAAUGGACAUCGUGACAAAACUGGAAACAAUGCCUCUCAUCUACGUCCCCCUGGAGUGCGGGGUUGAGAUGGCUAGGCAGCGGGCAUUAACCGCCGCCGCCCCCACACCCCCACGCCAAUUCAGUCCCCGAGUCCCAACCAAGCAUAGUCAACAAGCCAUCACACUCGCCGCCAGCGAGUUUAGGUCAAGGCGCUGCUCCUCCGAAGCCAGCCGUGUUACAACGCCACAGAAGCCCAUCGCAGGCUGCAUCGAAGCCAACCCCAUCAAAGCCUCCCGCAAAGACUGCAGCUAG